Molecule: messenger RNA, 924 nt
Organism: Fonsecaea nubica
Lineage: Eukaryota; Fungi; Ascomycota; Eurotiomycetes; Chaetothyriales; Herpotrichiellaceae
Exons: 2
Coding region: 1-924 (307 amino acids)
Source: RefSeq, a predicted model, not a curated record
AUGCCUCGUCGUCCAAAGAGGAGAAAGACAGCACCCGACUCAUCAGUAGUCGAUGGACCGCCUCCAGCCAUCGUGAAUACUUCUCCUUUCGAGGGAAAACUUGACAUUGACGCCAAUAUGAAAGCUGGAGGAGAGGAACAUACCGUGGUCGCUGCGGAGAGCGAUGAAGUCCAGAUUGACUCAACCAGCAACGCCAGCGAAGCACCCACGUUUGACGACAUUGAUCCCACCGACCCCGUCGACCGCGCAAUCUUUGAGGAAGAACAUGUUCCAUAUUAUGAUGCCAACGAUGAAGGUGUCACCCGCUCCAAGGGGAAUGAACACAUAAGCGGCAAACGACAGGGGGAUGGCUUCAACGCCCUAAAAUCCUUCCGCGGCCAGAUAUACACGGGCAUGGCCAUUGGCGGCUCACACACGUGGAACUACGACCAGGGAGUCUGGAAAGAAACCAAAGUCGAGCCGGACCUCUGGAAAAUCGACUACGAGACGACCAAGCGACGGGCGCGGAACGCUCCCAAGGGGAGCGGCGCGCCCGUGGGCACAGAGUAUCAUUGGCUGAUAGUUGCUCAUCAGCACGUCAAGAAAACCGACGCAAACACGUACACAACCCACCUCAUCGGGUCCAAGUACAAGCUCGCGCACAAGAGCGUCAAUUCCACGUCGUGGUCUGUGCCGACGGUCAAGGCCCAGCGCGAGCGGGAGAUCGAGCUGCUCGAAGACGCGAAGCGCAGGGUGCAGGGCCUCCCGCCCGUUCUGGCCGGCGAGAGGGUAAAAGUGGGAAAGGGGACGGAAAGGGGCCAGCAGAAACUGGACGCUUUGUUCUCGAGGUCGGGCAAGGUGAGUGGAAGUGAUGAUCGGGGUGGGAAGAGGAAACGCAGCGAGGUUGAGGGCGAGGGCGAGGGCAAAGGGGAGGAGGCAACGUAG